CGGGCAGCGGGGUGUGCCGGUGGCCUCGAUGAUCUAACGACGAGAUGGUUAUGAUUUAUUUGUUGACCGAAUUAAGGGAGAAUGGUUGGAAAACGGUGCUAACCUCCAGCUCGCAUGCUAACGUUUGACAGGCCUGCUACUUGAGGCCCUCUCGCGGGAAGGCAUUUGGUUUUGUUAAAGUAUUAUUAAAUGUUAUUUGAGUGUAAAUGACAGUGUGCGGACUUGUAUUCAAUACCAAAUCAUACUAAAUGUUAAAAAGGUGAGGGGUCGUUGCCGUGGUGAUGAGUAGUAGUGAGUGUUUUGGGUGCGGUCGCAGCGGCCACUGGAUCAAGAACUGUCCUAACGGCGGUGGGCGGGGCCAGGGCCGUGGCCGCGGCAGGGGGCGGGGGAAAGAUAUGUUCUGCUUCCGCUGUGGAGAACCUGGCCAUGUAGUGAAAGACUGUGAUAAGACCGAAGAUGCCUGCUACAACUGCGGCGGCGGCGGCCACAUCUCCAGGGAGUGCAAGGAGCCCAAGAAGGAGCGCAAGCACGUGUGCUACACCUGCGGGAUGGCGGGCCACAUGGCGCGCGAGUGCGACCAGGCCAACGGCGCGGCAUGCUACAUCUGCGGGAAGGCGGACCACCGGGCCCGCGACUGCCAGCACGCCAACGAGCAGAAGUGCUACUCCUGUGGCAACUUCGGACACAUCCAGAAGGGCUGUGAGAAGGUUAAAUGCUACAGGUGUGGUGAGACCGGCCAUGUAGCGCUGAACUGCAGCAAGUCUUCUGACAUGAACUGCUACAAAUGCGGAAAGGCUGGUCACCUGGCGAAGGAGUGUCUGGAGGCCGCCGAAUAACACACACACACCAACAAACACCCACCCACACACACACCUCUACGCACACACACCUACACGCACACCUAAACACACCCACACACACACCUAAACACACCUACACACACACACACACCCUCCCGCUCUCAUUCAUGGUCAUGUUUCUUUUACUUUUUCAAAUGGUCUCAUCCUCCUUCCUAUUGGUCCAGAGGCAUGUCCGUCAAACAACGACAGACUCUUUGUGUGUUCACUUCCUUGUCACCAUGCGAUAAGCUUUGUUUAAUAUCCCUCUCGGCCCAUUGGCUGAGACAGAAGUGGUGUAAUACCUACUAGCAGAGAGGCUGAGCUUGGGUAAGAACAGGAAGCUGUUGAAUAUCUUAUCUACCAAUGAUAUGAUUUUAUUCCUGACGAGAGCCGUGAUUGGCCCACAGGGCACUACAUGGAAAGUUCAUAUUCUACCGCUGCAUUAUGGUUUGGACCGGUGAGCUGACGGCUCCAAUUCAAGAGAAAACACGACACAGUACAGCGUGUUGACAUCAGGAAAGUAAAUAAAAACACAAAUUGAAGUUUGGUCAAAGGAGAAUGUUUUCAAAAAACUCAAGAUGUUAUUUUUGUACAAUAUAUCACUUCUGUAAAGAUAUGAUUUGCUUGUAGUCUUGGAAGGAAGAGAGAACAGCUGUACUUCAACCGUUCAAUAAACAUGGAGCUGGCCGGGC
Gadus morhua (Atlantic cod) is the source of this 1531-nucleotide messenger RNA. It is a transcript of the gene cnbpb, whose product is annotated as CCHC-type zinc finger, nucleic acid binding protein b. Gene Ontology annotation, molecular function: zinc ion binding; nucleic acid binding. The transcript has 5 exons. The record is from RefSeq and is a predicted model, not a curated record. Bases 282 to 836 code for a protein of 184 amino acids. Lineage: Eukaryota; Metazoa; Chordata; Actinopteri; Gadiformes; Gadidae.